Messenger RNA from Mesorhabditis belari, 366 nucleotides. The record is from the annotation of a GenBank genome assembly. Lineage: Eukaryota; Metazoa; Nematoda; Chromadorea; Rhabditida; Rhabditidae.
AUGCGCUUUGAUGAGAUUGAUAUAAACAAGAUUGUUGAAGAAUCAUUGAAACGAGACAAAGAAAUGGAAGAUUUGAUAGAGUUUGAGGAUCGAGCAUCGGUGUCUGAAGACGAAUUGUACGAGUUAGACGGAUUGCGAACAGUCAAACCAUCUCAACAAGUUACCUUUCGAGUUUUUGAUUCAAGCAAGCGGAGAAAUUCAAACCGGAGAACAUGGAGUGAUUUGGUAGAGUUUGGCGAAUUGGCUCAGUCCAUUGGCACAGAGAUUGUGAGUAACCAAGACAUACAAGCUGAACGAUGUCUCAAAGACUCGGUAGUGAUAAGUUCCUACAAAUCAAUCAUUUCACCAACAAACGAAACGGCUGUU